Messenger RNA from Girardinichthys multiradiatus, 1021 nucleotides. RefSeq names its product atonal bHLH transcription factor 7 (gene atoh7). The coding region runs from base 69 to 572 and encodes 167 amino acids. NCBI's taxonomy places the organism in Eukaryota, Metazoa, Chordata, Actinopteri, Cyprinodontiformes, Goodeidae. Gene Ontology annotation, biological process: regulation of DNA-templated transcription; neural retina development. The transcript has a single exon. The record is from RefSeq and is a predicted model, not a curated record. Gene Ontology annotation, molecular function: protein dimerization activity.
AUCUGGAGUUACAUGUGUUUGACUCUCAGCUUGGACAAAAUCCUGACUUGAAAAACCAGGAACCAUCAAUGAACUUUGAAUCUGGUCCUGAGAAGCUGUUUGUCUCAUCUCUUGACUUGAAUUUGUCCGAUCCUGAUUUGUCUGCAGCCAUGAAGUCCCGUCGGCCCAGCAGCACGGACUCUGGUUCCGAGUCCUCAGAGCUGGACUCCAAGACCCCAGAGAAAUUUGAGACCACUACAAGGCGACGGACGGCAGCCAAUGCCAGAGAGAGGAAGAGGAUGCAGGGUCUGAACACGGCCUUCGACCGCCUGCGGAAAGUGGUGCCCCAGUGGGGGCAGGACAAAAAACUGUCCAAGUAUGAAACCCUGCAGAUGGCCCUCAGCUACAUCAUGGCCCUCAACAGGAUCCUGACUGACACCAGGAGGCACGCAGCUCCUCACCGACAGUGGCUGGACCUGCAGCUGGACGUUGUGCAGCCUGAGAACUACUCGUGUCUGAUGUGUCCUGCAGGACAGGAGUACGUCCAAUCCUCCUUUUCUUAUGAGUUCGACGGCCAUCACGUCUAUGCAUAAACUGCUGGCGGAUAAUCAGUCAUGUUGUUGGACAAUGUGAACGUCUUCCUUCUAGUCUGGGAGACAGUAAAUACAUUUGUAUUGCUUUAUUCCUGCUCUGUAUUUAUUUUGCAGUUAACUGACUCUCAGAGAGUCUUCGGAUUUUAUUUGAAGUCCUUUGCAUGUUUUUUGAUAGAAAAAGUCCUGUUGAGCAAAGUAUUGUUCAAACUACAACUAUAAAAGAGUUGUAGCAUCAUUGCAACUGAAUGAAGGAAAUGUGUCAUAAGGUAUUUUUAAUAUGACCCAAAAAAAAGGAAUGAGGUGCAAUCUUCGAUGAAUUGUGAAACAAUCAUAGUGGUCCUACAGGCAGAGUGGAGAUGGCAUGUUUGUAGAGUUUAAAUAUAGGUUUUAUUUUUCACAAACCUCUAUUUUGUUUAAAAAUUCUUCAGAAAGAAUAAAGCUAUUUUGUA